Linum trigynum is the source of this 906-nucleotide messenger RNA. The record is from the annotation of a GenBank genome assembly. Lineage: Eukaryota; Viridiplantae; Streptophyta; Magnoliopsida; Malpighiales; Linaceae.
AAUAUUAUUCGUCUUAUUAUCAUUAUUUCCUCCAAACAAACACGCAUUUCCUCCCCUUCUCCUUCUCCUUCGUUUCUCAACUCUCCAUAAUUAAUCAAGCCGAACUAGAGAUUUAAUUAAGAAUGAUCGUGUUGCUGGUGAGGCUAAUCUUCUUCACGAUCAGCGCAGUGUCGAACCUAAUCUCCCGCGCCAUCUUCAGCGCGACGGCCCACUUCGUCGUCCUGAUCAUCCAAGGACUCCGAGUCCCGGGCCAGGCGGCCCAGACCGGGUUGGGCCACAUCGGGGAAGGCCUGAAGUCCGUGUUGGACUACAUCUUCCAGCUCGUCUGGGAAGCGGCCACUUCGGCCGUUUCGGCGGCGUUCGACGCCGUUUUGGAGGCGAUCGUCGGGUCGUUGACGACGACCGGGUCGGCGGUGGGUGGGCUGGUGGAGCAGACCCGGAACUCGCUGGAAGGAUUGCUCAAGGACUUGCCGGAGCUGGGGCAGGAAGUCUCGGAUUUGCUCACCACUUUGCUGUCGGACGCCUGGGGGAAUUACAAAGACGCUCUUGGUUACGUUGCCGAACACGCGCUGGAUUCCUAGCCAAGGAAAAAGUUUGUAACAAUAUACGCUUAUGAAUUCUAGAGGUUUUUGAUAUUGCUUAUCUUAGAAUUCAUUUCUUCUUCUUCUUCUUCUUCUUCUUCUUUUGGUUUCUUGUCAUCGAUCUCUUCACAAAUAGUGUCAAAAGAAAUCAUGCAGUACCAAUCACGUAUAUAACUAAUUGUUCUCAGUACAGUCAUGUAAAUUAUUUAAGAUAGUUUUAAUUAUGUUCACUUGCCUAAUUUUAUCUUUCCACACUAUUAAUCUUUUGAAUUCAUUAAUUUUUUUUUCACUUUGUUUCCUCAGUUAAAAAAUUUAGCGAAAAUGU